UCAGGGACUUAUGGCAGGACUGCGGCGGACAUUCUGACACUGGGGGGGAACUGACUUGGAUUCACUGACAUCCCAGUUACACCAAUACAGAGAUCAGUGCAAAAAAAAAGCACUGACACUGUACUAAUGGCACUGGGCAGGAAGGGGUUAACAUGAGGGGUGAUCAAAGGGUUAACUGUGCUCUGGGAGUGUUUUACUUAGGGACCGGUGUCAGUGUGUUUCACUGUAAGCAUACUGCUUUGGAUGGCUGUGCUCUGCACAGCCAUCCAAAGCAGUGUGAUUGCACUGAUAGAGAGGAGAACUCUUAGUAAACAAAAGAGUUCUCCCCGUUGGAGAUUGUCGAAAAUCACUGGGCGCCGGCGAGUAAUCA
Molecule: messenger RNA, 370 nt
Organism: Staurois parvus
Lineage: Eukaryota; Metazoa; Chordata; Amphibia; Anura; Ranidae
Source: the annotation of a GenBank genome assembly